Molecule: messenger RNA, 2110 nt
Organism: Paramecium octaurelia
Lineage: Eukaryota; Ciliophora; Oligohymenophorea; Peniculida; Parameciidae
Source: the annotation of a GenBank genome assembly
AAAAUGGACGACAAAACAAAUCAGGAAGGGUAAAAGUUAGAAUGAGGUUUAGGGCUGAGUAAUUAGUGAUAUUCGAGGAGAAAAUCACAACAGUGAAUGGAUAGGUGGCAAUUAAGAAAUAUCAAAGGGGGAAGUUUUUGGGGAAAGGAGGAUUUGCAAAGUGUUAUGAGGCUACAAACCUUGAAACGAAGAGGGUUCUUGCAGCCAAGAUUAUUGUUAAGAAUAGUUUAACCAAGAAUAGGGCCCGUUAAAAAGUAAGUUGUGUUAAAUGAGGUUAGCUUAUUUCAGAAAUAAAAAUACAUAAGAGUUUGUAGAACACAAACAUAGUGCAAUUUGAACAUGUGUUUGAGGAUCAUGAGAAUGUGUACAUUUUAUUGGAAUUGUGUUCAAAUUAAGUAAUUAAUGAAAUUUAAAAUUAGACUUUGAAUGAAUUGAUAAAACGAAGAAAAAGAUUGACUGAAAUUGAAGUCCAAUGCUACGUGGGUUAGAUAAUAAACGCUUUAAAGUAUCUUCAUGCCUAGAAGGUUAUCCAUAGAGAGUAAGAAAUUUCCUUAUAAAUUAAAGUCUUAAAUUGGGUAACUUAUUUUUGAAUAAAUCAAUGGAAUUGAAAUUGGGAGAUUUUGGUUUGGCAACAAAGUUGGAAUUCGAAGGAGAGAAGAAAAGGACAAUAUGUGGAACUCCCAAUUACAUAGCUCCUGAAGUCUUGGAUGGAAGAGUGGGUCAUUCCUUUGAAGUAGACGUCUGGUCAUUGGGAGUCAUAAUGUACGCAAUGUUGAUUGGCAAACCUCCCUUUGAAACUCCAGACGUCAAGACUACCUAUAGGAAGAUUAAACUGAAUUAAUACUCUUUCCCAGAACAUGUCUUGAUAUCAGACCCAGCCAAAAAUCUGAUAACCAGAAUCCUGCACUUAGACCCAACUUAGAGACCCACUUUGGAUGAGAUUAUGGCUCAUCCAUUCAUGAAUACAGGUGGCACAAUCCCUAAGACAUUGCCUUUGUCCACCUUGGCAUGUCCUCCCUCAGCAUCUUAUAAUAAAUAAUUUUAACCAUCCACAAAUACUAGCAACUUGAAGAUGUCCACCAAUGUAUUACCAUAGAGAUUAACUGAGACUACUCCCAACAAUCCGAAGAAUGUCUAAAAGUAGACCAAUGGAUCCUCUGAUCGUUUCCCUUGUAACUAACCAAUUCAAUAAUAAUAGUAUAGAAACCAAGUUCAAGUGGAAACAUUAUGGAUGAUAAUUUCGGAUCCAGUGGUCUUAACAAUGCACAGAAUGUUGGUUAUGGUGGAACUUAGAGACCCUAGUCUCAAAAACCCAAUGACAUCAGAAAUAGUUAGAGUUAAAAGACUCUUUCUUAACCUUUUGGGGGAACAGGCAUGCAAGGUGCUUAGUCUGUCAAUAAUUUGGGAGUGAAACAAACUUAGGCAAAGUCAGAAGUGUACGUUAAGAAAUGGGUUGAUUACUCAAGUAGAUACGGAUUAGGUUAUUUGUUAAGUAAUGGUGCUACUGGAGUUUUCUUUAACGAUUCAACUAAGAUCGUUCUGGACACCAAGACCUCAAAAUUCGAAUACAUGGAGAGAAAAGGAUAAGAUAGGCAAGACAUCUGCGAUACUUACAAUCUUGAUAUUUAUCCAGAAGAUUUACACAAGAAGGUUACUCUUCUUCAUCAUUUCAAAAGUUACUUGGAAGCAGAUCCUCAAACUGCUGCAAGUGAAGAAAAUGAAAAUAAAUCGUUAGUUUACGUUAAGAAAUGGAUGAAAACUAGACAUGCAAUUAUGUUUAGACUAUCCAAUAAAAUUGUCUAAGUAACUAAUACAUAUAUACAUUCUUAGGUUAAUUUUACAGAUAAGACUGAAAUUAUAUUGUCCUCUGAACACAAGAUGGUGACUUAUGUGAAUAAAAAUGGUGAUCGAAGUCAUUAUCCUUUGGCGACAGCUCUUGAUAGUUAAAAUACAGAGAUGUCGAAAAGAUUGAAGGUAACUAUAGUAAUUCUAUUAUUUCCAGUACACAAAAGAAAUACUAACUCAUAUGUUAAAUGGUGGUUAGAAUGCUGGGGAAACUAACACUAACUCUACCAAUUAACGUUCAAAUCCUAGCUGGUAAAAUCCUUGA